Molecule: messenger RNA, 358 nt
Organism: Staurois parvus
Lineage: Eukaryota; Metazoa; Chordata; Amphibia; Anura; Ranidae
Source: the annotation of a GenBank genome assembly
CCCCUGUCCUCCUCCCUGCCAGCAGUGACCCCUGUCCUCCGUCCUGCCAGCAGUGACCCCCUGUCCUCCGUCCUGCCAGCAGUGACCCCUGUCCUCCGUCCUGCCAGCAGUGACCCUGUCCUCCGUCCUGCCAGCACAGUGACCCCUGUCCUCCGUCCUGCCAGCAGUGACCCCUGUCCUCCUCCCUGCCAGCAGUGACCCCUGUCCUCCGCCCCGCCAGCAGUGACCCCUGUCCUCCUCCCUGCCAGCAGUGACCCCUGUCCUCCUCCCUGCCAGCAGUGACCCUUGUCCUCCUCCCUGCCAGCAGUGACCCCUGUCCUCUGCCUUGCUGACCUUCCAUCUUCUGCCCCCCUGACAU